Molecule: messenger RNA, 1316 nt
Organism: Chenopodium quinoa (quinoa)
Lineage: Eukaryota; Viridiplantae; Streptophyta; Magnoliopsida; Caryophyllales; Amaranthaceae
Product: mitochondrial amidoxime-reducing component 1-like
Exons: 8
Coding region: 131-1048 (305 amino acids)
Molecular function (GO): molybdenum ion binding; catalytic activity; pyridoxal phosphate binding
Source: RefSeq, a predicted model, not a curated record
UUCUGUGAUAUAGAAAAGAUAAAUAAAGGUAGGAUGACAAUCAAAAUUUUGUGAGCUAAAUAUUAGAGCAAAUGUAAGAGAAAAAAUACAAUACUCUCAAAUAAAAAAAAUUAAAAAAAAAUAAAAAAGAAUGGAAAAAGAAAGUGGGAGAGUAAAAUCAAUCUUUGUUUAUCCAAUUAAAUCAUGUCGAGGAAUUUCACUUUCUCAAGCACCCAUCACCUCUACUGGGUUUCGGUGGGACAGACAAUGGAUGAUUGUCAAUGCAAAUGGGAGGAUGAUCACUCAAAGGGUUGAGCCAAAGCUUGCUCUGAUUGAAAUUGAGUUGCCUUCCGAAGCUUUUUCUGAGAGUUGGGAACCUUCAAGUGAUUCAUACAUGGUAAUAAGAGCUCCAGGGAUGGAUACACUGAAGGUUUCUCUGAGUAAGCCUCGUGAUAUGGUUGAGCAUGUGUCUGUAUGGAAUUGGAAUGGCUCUGCAUUAGAUGAAGGAGCCACAGCAGCUGAAUGGCUUUCAAAUUACAUUGGUAAGCCAAGUCGGUUGGUGCGAUUUGAUCCAGCAUCGCAAACUAGAGCGACAGACCCUGAGUUUGCUAAUGGAUAUAAAACCAUGUUUUCUGACCAGUUUCCUUUCCUGCUGAUAUCCCAGGGCUCACUAGAUGCACUGAACAAAUCUCUCAAGGAGCCAGUACCAAUAAACCGUUUUAGACCCAACAUUCUUGUUGAUGGUUGUGGACCAUUUACUGAAGACUUGUGGAAAGAGAUCAAAAUCAACAAGUCAACUUUUGUUGGCGUAAGGCUUUGUUCACGUUGCAAGAUACCUACGAUCAAUCAAGAAACAGGGAUUGCUGGUUCAGAGCCAAAUGAAACCCUCAAGGAACUCAGAUCAGAUAAAGUCUUGCUUCCGAAUAAAAAACCUCAAGGGCAGAUUUAUGUAGGACAGCACUUAGUUUGUAAGGACUGCUCUACCAGGGAUAGGGGCAACGUUAUUCAGGUGGGAGAUCCGGUUCACGUUUUGCAGCAAGUUUCUUCAACUGCAGAGGCUGCAGCAUAGUAUCACCCAACACAAAAUUGUAUUACAGUACCUUUAAAUACGCGUAUGUGCCAGAGUAUAAGCUAAGGGAGGUACUUUAAUAUCUAAAUACGUGUUGUGGUGUUUUUUUAUGUCAAACAUUGUCCUGUGAUAGACAAACAUUACCAGAAGCUCUACCUAUUUAGCUCUAUGUAUCUUGUAAGGUAUCAUGUUUUUCAGUAAAAACAUUGGUGUACAUUUGAUGCACUGUUUGUCCAAGCUUCUAAUAAAAGAGUGGUUUAAUAAAAGA